AUGCAUCGCGCUCUCGUUCAGGCAAAGCGUUGCCUUCUCCCCCUUGAAUUUGAAGGUGCGGCUGAUGCCAUUGAAUAUCACACUGUAAUUCUACAACCUAGCGGGUUUGGUGAAGACGGUGCUCCCAUGACGCCUUUUGAGGGCCGUCCUACGCCAGCACUAGAUGCGUUGUGGCAUAAUCUUUCUUCUGUGGGAAUAUAUGAAAUUACACCAGAAGAGAAUGCUCGACUUACCUGGCCAACUGAAGAAACGCCUGGUAAGGUUGGUGAACACUACAUCCAGAUUGAAGUCUUUCAUCAGCUUCAUUGCCUCAAUUUUCUGCGGAAGCAGGUUUAUCAAGUCCCGGACCUGGAUAUUCUAGAGUCCCAUGAGAAACAUGUCCCCAGUACGAUACUGGCGGCCGCCACAGCUGGGGCGAGCGUGGCGGUCCAGAUUGGGCUUUCGGUCGUGGUCGGCAUUGCCACUGACCUUGGGAACUCUCUCAUCUAUGACACCGCAUCCGGGGCAGAUGUCUCGUGGAAGGAUGUGGACGUCAAUGCUGUGAUCGUGUUGAUGUUCGGGGUGGGCGAUUUGCUUGUUGAUACGCUGCGCAACCCGCACAAGAGGCGGUCAAACGCUGUUAAGAAGAUCAAGACAUCCUUGGCUGACGAACAAGUGACGCUGGCCCUGGCCAAUUUGUCUCCAGCCAAGGCACCGCAGACGGGCAGCGCGCUGGACUGA
Aspergillus tanneri is the source of this 720-nucleotide messenger RNA. RefSeq lists its product as uncharacterized. The coding region runs from base 1 to 720 and encodes 239 amino acids. Lineage: Eukaryota; Fungi; Ascomycota; Eurotiomycetes; Eurotiales; Aspergillaceae. The record is from RefSeq and is a predicted model, not a curated record. Gene Ontology annotation, biological process: mycotoxin biosynthetic process. The transcript has 5 exons.